AUGGGCAUCAACAAUCCAAUUCCCCGGAGCUUGCGCAGCGAGUCCAAGAAAGCGGCCAAGAUCCUUGCCAGUUUUAUCAAACCCAACCAGUUUGUCGGUGCUGACCAGGUGAUUCCACCUCAUGUGUUGAAAAACGCCAAAGGAUUGGCGGUGAUCACCGUCUUGAAAGCCGGGUUCUUGUUUUCAGGAAGAGCCGGCUCGGGUGUCAUUGUGGCCCGUUUGCCCGACGGCUCCUGGUCUCCUCCUUCAGCAAUCGUCACUGCUGGUGCUGGUGUGGGAGGCCAGAUUGGCGCUGAACUCACCGAUUUCGUCUUUAUCUUGAACACCAAGGCUGCUGUCGACACUUUUGCCCAGAUGGGCUCGGUCACGUUGGGUACCAAUGUUUCCAUCGCAGCCGGUCCUUUGGGUAGAAACGCCGAGGCAGCUGGAUCGGCCACCUUGGGCUCGGUUUCAGCCAUUUUCGCCUAUUCCAAGACCAAGGGUCUUUUCGCCGGUGUCUCUUUGGAAGGCUCGGCCAUUGUGGAGAGAAGAGAGGCCAACAGAAAGUUCUACGGUAACAACUGCAAGGCCAGAAACAUCUUGGCGGGCCAGGUGGAAGUACCACCAGCCUGCGAGCCUCUUAUGCGUGUCUUGGAGAGCAGGGUGUUCAACUACAACCUUGAAGGCGAGGACUACUUUGACGACGACUACUACGACGACAUCCCCGAUGAGUUCUCGGACCUGGCCUCCGAGUACUCCAGAGGCGGCGCUGCUGCUGCUAGAAGCCGUAGAAACAGAAGAUACUCCGAAGACUACUCGGACGACGACUACGACGACGAGCCCCGCCGCUACAACCGCACGGAGUCCUUCAGCCGAGGCUCCAAGACCGGUCGACGCUCGGCCUGGGAAGACAACAUCUACGACGGUGCAGGCCGUAGCCGCCGUGACAGUGACCUAGACAACCUUGGUUCAAGACUUGGCAAGACCCAUUUGGGCGACAGCAACAGCCCCUCGCGUCCCUCGGCAGCCUCCAAGCCCAACUUUGGCGGUGCCCAAAAGAGCAACGCUACACAGGCGAUUGCCCUUUUCACUUUCAAGGGCGAGCAGCUGGGCGACUUGCCGUUCAAAAAGGGAGAUGUCAUUGACAUUUUGAAGAAGUCUGAAACUACCGACGACUGGUGGACAGGCCGCAACAACGGAGCCAGCGGCAUUUUCCCUGCCAACUACGUCGAGUUGAUCUGA
This is a messenger RNA of Candidozyma duobushaemuli, 1221 nucleotides long. RefSeq lists its product as uncharacterized. The record is from RefSeq and is a predicted model, not a curated record. Gene Ontology annotation, biological process: actin filament bundle assembly; actin cortical patch localization. Gene Ontology annotation, cellular component: actin cortical patch. Lineage: Eukaryota; Fungi; Ascomycota; Pichiomycetes; Serinales; Metschnikowiaceae. Gene Ontology annotation, molecular function: actin filament binding; phosphatidylinositol binding. The coding region runs from base 1 to 1221 and encodes 406 amino acids. The transcript is spliced from 2 exons.